GCCCUUCAUAACGGCCCUUCAUCGGGAGGGGGCAGUCUCCGAGGAAUGACUGAGUGUGUGGCAGGGACUCGCUGAUACCGGAGGACGCCGCUUCUCCCGGGCUCUCGAUCUCGGCUCCGCGGAGGGAGAGGAAAUGAGUGCGGCGGCAGCGCCGGCGCCCGAGCGGGGUUGGAAGAGCGAGAAAGUGGACGAGGCUCAGGCCCUGGCGCGGAGUUGUGCUGCCCGCAGACCUGACUUUCAGCCGUGCGACGGGCUCUCCAUCUGUGCCACGCACAGCCAUGGCAAGUGCUUCAAGCUGCACUGGUGCUGUCACCUAGGAUGGUGUCACUGCAAAUACGUGUAUCAGCCUAUGACCCCCGUGGAACAGCUUCCAAGCACUGAGAUUCCUGCGAAGCCUCGGGAACCCACAAACACCAUUCAGAUCUCAGUCUCUCUCACUGAACACUUUCUGAAAUUUGCAUCUGUCUUCCAGCCUCCCCUCCCUCCUGACUCACCAAGGUACUGUAUGAUCUCAGACCUCUUUAUUGACAACUAUCAGGUUAAAUGUAUCAAUGGGAAGAUGUGUUAUGUGCAGAAGCAGCCGGCACCACAGUCGCACAAAAUGAGCCCUCAGGAGGUCUCUGCACACGAUGCCUUAAUUUCAAAAGAGAGCAAUACACCAAAAAUAGAUCACUGCUCUUCUCCCUCAAGUUCUGAGGACUCUGGGAUCAAUGCCAUUGGGGCUCACUAUGUGGAAUCGUGUGAUGAGGACACAGAAGAAGGAGCAGAACUGAGUUCAGAGGAAGAUUACAGUCCAGAGAGCAGCUGGGAGCCGGACGAGUGCACCCUUCUCUCCCCGUCGCAGUCUGACCUGGAGGUGAUUGAAACGAUAGAAACCACCGUGUGAGAGUCAGGGCAGGAAGCCGCGUCCUCUGAGCCAAGCUGAGCUUUUGUACUUUCGUUGGCUGGAUCAUUUUUCCAGUGCAGUUGGUAUUUUCUACCCCUAACAACCAUAGCAAUUCAGUGGUCUGCUGAUUAGCCUCCCUCCUAAAUUAGUGUUGUAACUAUGAUAUUUGUUUUCUUUUAUAUCUUGACUUAUUUUCUAUGUAGCAUCUGGUGUCAUCAAGUGUGACCCAGCCUUAAUUUCACUGGGAACUUUGUACGCGAUGAAGUACUGAUCACCGAAUAUGACGGACCAAGUUGAGGAGCUACCUGAGUGAAGGAGACAGUACGUUCUAAAUACCCGGUUCUUCACAGAAAAGCUCUUGCCGUUCCUUUCAGCAUGCCGAUGGGCGCCCCUCCUGGCCCGCCAGUCCCACGUGGGAAUUAGCUCCUGGGAAGGGAGCAGUCUGUGCCCUGGUAGAUGCCAUUCUGUCCCUUUCCCCUUCUCCCCACCAUCUGCAUGGGUUGGGGCCAGUUGCCUGGCUUCUAGAAGGGUAAGGGGGUCCAGCUUGGCCACAAGUUACGGCCAGUGUCUGCACAACCCGCCAUGACCUGGGCUGAGCUAGACCUUCAUUUAAGAAGAGAUGGCAACUUCAGUUUCAUGUUCAGUCCAGCCUUAGCCGAGCGCCUGUGCUCCGUAGUGUGCUGUGGGGAAACAGAAUGAGUAAGACCUGACUCCCCACAUCAAGGGAAUCAUAGUCCAAUAGUGGAGAUACUACUUGCAGGCAACAUUACCCAGAAUGCUCUGGAAAGCCAGGGGAAGGAGAGAUGUACUUGGCUUGUGACUGGGGAAUGUGUUGCAGCAUUUGGGCUGGUCUCUUGGGUGAGUUUCCUAACAUUUCCCUGUUUUUCUUAAUUGUUCUUGAAAUCAGAGAAAAACUUUUAGGAAGUUAUAUAAGUAUUAUAUUUAGUAGGCAGCCACAUCUGAUGUUUUAAGAAAAUAUCAGUAAUAGUUUUAGUUAGCAUGGAAAUGCUAAAGACAGCAGUCCUUUAGGGAUUAGGAAUGAAUCUAAUAGGUUUGAUGAAUUUGCUUCAUUUGGUUGUAUGAAGCUUUCGAAUGGCUUUAGGUGAGAAAUGGUUUAGAAUUCAGUAUGAUGCAUGGGUUUUUAUGCAAAUGCAAAAGCAGUUGAAAUACUUCACUGCUAAGUCAGGAGAAAAUAUUUUGUGUAAUAUUCAUUCACUUUACUACAGUAAUAUUUAUGGUCUGUUGUACAUGUUCUGUGUUCUCACACAUGCAAAAUAGUGAGUAAUUCUUUCCUAUUUAGCUCUCUUCAGAUUCUACUCCUAAUCUCCUUUUUCACCAGGUGUUCUUGUGUGAGUUGGUUAUCUGACAUUUCUCUAAAUCUUUUCUCUGUGAGACAUAGCUAAGAAUCCAGGAAAUUUAACAUAUGGCCUAAUGAAACUCAAACUAUCAAAGUUGGAGACAGAGAACUAGUCCUUAUACCCUAACUAUCCAUGCGGGUGCUCUUGAGGCCUGGCCUCCUGCUCCGUCAGCAUCACGGCGCCUCUCUUCUGUGCUACGUUAGUGUGCAUUUUAAAAGCAAGAAGAGGCCUGUUGUGUUCUUCUCUGAAACCUCCACUCAGCUUCUGUCACAAAUCACUCUAGGCAGAACCUGCUUUCCUAGUUGUAUGUGUAGUUCAAGUGAUUGACUAGGACACUCUGUUAGGUUUAAGUGCCCGAAACAUCCAUAGGGUUUUGAAUGCAGAGUGUGCAUGUUCCUUUGAGAACAGUGUUAGUUAAAACUAUAGUUUCCAUGCUAGAUGAGAAUGCAGAAUAAGGUUCCCAUUACUGAAAUGUGAGGACUCAGCAAGUCAAACCAAUAAGGUGGUGAGAACAGCUACAGGCACAGGAGAGGGCAGGGGAGGUGGAGGUGCAGCGAGGGGCUUCCCCACCGCCCGGCCCAGGUGGCUUAGGGACAGACAUCUGCUGCGCCCUGCCUGAGGGCCUCAGCGCCUCCGUGAUCACGUGGCCAGCUGAUCACGUGCAGCGAGCUCGGAAGCGCUGCAGUCAGCCGCCGUGUAUUUGAGGGGGUAACGGCAACAUCAAGGCCCAGUCUACGUCCCCCGCCCGACUCCAUGAGUAAGCUCGUUGGAUUCCCCGGUGUGCAUACAAAGGGUCUUCCUUCUCUGUACCGUCCCUACCAGUUCUCUGCUCUGGGCCCACAUUCCUGUCCGUUAAACUAAUUGGAGUCAACCACAAGGUCUUUAAAGCCAUGGAAAUACAUGGUCACAGGGCCACAGUUCUGAAGCUGGCUGCAUCAGGGUUGGGCCCUUUAUCAAUAAUAUCUAUAACUUUUCAAACUCUUGAACUGCCAUUCAGAGUAGCCACAAUUUUAAUGGAAUUUUUGGAUUUAAUAAUGGUUGAUAUCACUUUAAAUAUUUGCACAAUCUCUUUAUAAUUAAAAACUCACUAAGCUUUACUUACUACUAUUUUAUAGAAUUGGAGAUGUUCCAUUGGAUUCUAAAUAUUAGAUGCUCCUGGAUCUCAAAAUAACCUUUUCUAAACAAGCACAAGCAAGAAUUUCUUUUGUUCUAGCAUUGUUAAUAUUAAUAAUUCUCUAGAAAAUCAUAUAUGAUUGAACCAGAAUUUUUUUUUAUGCUUGCAUUCCAAAACAACUGAUAAUAUAAAAAUGUAUAGUUUCAACUUAAAUUCUAGGGCUGUUCUGUUCUAUAUUAUGUAAAAGAAUUUCUCUGUAAUCCUGAUAUUAUAUUGCUCAUUUGUAUAAGCAUAUUUAUAGGCACUUUAGAAAAUGUUUAGAUGUGUAUUAUAGACAUCGGACAUAGUCAUGUUAAAUAGCCCUUUGGUUAAUGCUUGUAUGUUGAGAGAUAGGAAAGCUUUAGAAUUUGGACCUGGUAGUGUGCUCACUUGGAGCAGAGAGGCUUGGGCUGUGUAGAUGGAGAAACUGCUUUCUUGGGCUUUUGUGUAAACCUAGCCCCAUUCCUACUUUUUAAAAGUUAGUAUAAAGCUGUUAGGUAGAAGUUACAAAAUAAGUGCUGUGUGGAAUUUAGCUUUCUUAUCUACCCAAGAUUUACUUUAGAAUUUUCAAGUUUCAGAUAUGCUUAACUUUUCUGAGAAAUGACAAAGCAAUUAAAAUGCUUUGUGGUUGUAGUUAGUUGGUAGAUUAACAAAUAGGGCUUUACCAUCAAAUCUAGAUAUAUUUUUUUAACCUUGUAAUUUUCAAGAUUUGAAAAGAGAAUUUGAGGGAAAUCCUGAAGAGAAAAGGUUGCUUUCCUGGAAAGGGAGAACUUGUAAUUUAUGGUAAUACUACACAAAAUAAAAGACCACUAAAACCAGAACCAAACCAGAAGUUGCCCUGAAGUACCUUUAGGAUUUGAUCUAGGAUUUAAUUCUGUCUUGGGGGUGGGGUUUUAUUUCUUAACCUCCACUUCCUGGCCUGUUUGAAACAUCACACUUCUUUUGGAAUGGAUCAUAACAACUCCUUUUAUGCAAAUGUCUGUAUUUGGGUAAUACGAUGUAACUAGAUAAUUUAGAAAGCUGUCAAAAAUACCCAGAUAUGUUCGGUGGUUUAAAUGCUACUAGGCAAGAAAAAAGGCAGAAGAUAAAGUAACAUUUAUACAGUUGGCUCUUGAUUAUUCCAUCUUGUUUGCAAAAUCUUAUUGAAGUAUUUUGGCUUUUUAAAUGAGGAAAACACAAUUUUAAGUCUUUCCUAUCUCACUCUUCAAAGGAGCUGUGAAGCAAAAUUAAAGAGGUCAGUUGUAUUUUGGGUUUUUUAGAAAGUAAUAUGUGGCUAGUGUCUUGCCCUCGAGGAGCAGAGGAGGAAGUGGGAGUUCUCAGUUUAUCAGGGAUGCCAGGGAUGUCCGUAUUUCUCGUAUCCAAACAUAAGUACAAGGAUACGUCUCAAAAUUAAUUUUGGAAUUAUUUACCUUUUAAAAAUUUUGUAUGUCCCUAAUCCCUUUCAAUAUUAUGGAUAAUUGAGAGUUGACUGUAUUAGGAAAGGGCCGUGUUUCUGUUAGUGCUUUGAGUUCCCUUUUCUGUUAAGAUUGGCACAGUUCUCUCCUACUACUCUGAACAAGUCGGAAAGCGAAUCAUCACCAGAGGUUUUAAUAUUGCGCUUCCAUAUCGUUUUGUUCAUACACACUUUUUUAGGCUGUUCAUACCUUACAAUAUUCACUUACUAUGCUAUUUUUUAAAUCUUGUCUAUUUUAAAGUUUUAAGCACAAUGUUGACCAUUCUGUAAUUUCCUAAAAUUAUAUUGUUUCCCCACAGACAGCUCAACUUUCCUCUGUGUAUAAUACUUUAGGAAAAUA
Molecule: messenger RNA, 5190 nt
Organism: Pteronotus mesoamericanus
Lineage: Eukaryota; Metazoa; Chordata; Mammalia; Chiroptera; Mormoopidae
Gene: CUNH3orf70
Product: chromosome unknown C3orf70 homolog
Exons: 3
Coding region: 134-886 (250 amino acids)
Biological process (GO): nervous system development
Source: RefSeq, a predicted model, not a curated record